Molecule: messenger RNA, 753 nt
Organism: Vicia villosa (hairy vetch)
Lineage: Eukaryota; Viridiplantae; Streptophyta; Magnoliopsida; Fabales; Fabaceae
Product: F-box/kelch-repeat protein At3g23880-like
Exons: 1
Coding region: 1-753 (250 amino acids)
Source: RefSeq, a predicted model, not a curated record
AUGGCAAAAACGACACCGCCGCUUCUACAGAGGAAACAAUGUCAACCAACCCUAACAUCACUGCAUCUCCCGUUCCAUCUGGUGGAACAAGAAAUACUGUGUAAACUACCAGAGAUUCCAACUUCGCCAACAACCACCUCCGCUUGUCAGCCUCCCGCCAUGACCGCCAGCUCCGCACACAUUACUAUGUCCAUCUACUCUCUACGUGAGUCUCUUAAUAAAAGAAUAUCAUAUGCUAAUAGAGCUUCCACUUGUGACGGCAUCAUGUGUUUCAAGAUAGAUAAUUCUUCGGCUCUCUUGUGUAAUCCUUUUAUUCGAAAAUUCAAAAUUUUGCCUCCUUUAUCAUUUUCAGACCAAGGAUACUUUGAAACCUUAUAUACAUUAUAUACAUUAGUGUACGAUCGUUUCACCAAUAAAUAUAAGAUUAUUGCGGUUUAUACUAGAAAAAAAGAAGUCCAUGUUCAUACUUUGGGUACUGAUUAUUGGAGAAGGAUUCAGGACUAUCCAGGUCCUCACCUCAUUGGUAGGGCUAGAUCGGGAACGUUUGUGAAUGACUUUGUUAAUUGGUUGACACAUGAGUCUGAUAGUUGUGCACAAUACAUUGUUUCUCUUGAUUUGGAGAAAGAGUCGUAUCAAAAGCUUUCACUGCCCGUCUUUGACGUGCAUUUCACAACUUCUUGUGUUACUACCUUAGGGACAUUGAGGGGUUGUUUGUCUCUCUUCUGUUACAGGGACAUGUUUUGUGAUGUUUAG